AUGCACGAGACCAAGAUUUUUUUCUGGCGAUUCAACCUGUACGCAAACGUUCGUCCCUGCCGUUCCCUCCAGGGACACAAGACCCUCUACGAUAACGUCGAUGGAGUCACGAUUCGUGAGUACGCGAAGAAGCAGAACGGGCGCAAGCUCGUUACCGCCGUCCACAAGGCCAACAUUAUGCGAAUGUCGGACGGGUUGUUCCUCAACAUGUGCCGCGAACAGGCCAACAACUGCCCCAGGUUAAGAAACAUUGGUGAAGGAGCCGCCGUAUUCGAAUCCGUUCACGGAACCGCCCCGGAUAUCGCCAGCCAGGACAAGGCCAGCCCUACCACCCUCCUCUUGUCUUCGGUCAUGAUGUUGCGCCCACCUGGGCUCAACCGAUUUACCGACAACAUCGAAAAGGCUUGCGCGACAUAUUGC
Messenger RNA from Mesorhabditis spiculigera, 420 nucleotides. Lineage: Eukaryota; Metazoa; Nematoda; Chromadorea; Rhabditida; Rhabditidae. The record is from the annotation of a GenBank genome assembly.